Messenger RNA from Hibiscus syriacus, 423 nucleotides. RefSeq names its product probable LRR receptor-like serine/threonine-protein kinase At1g53440. The transcript has 6 exons. Bases 1 to 423 code for a protein of 140 amino acids. The record is from RefSeq and is a predicted model, not a curated record. NCBI's taxonomy places the organism in Eukaryota, Viridiplantae, Streptophyta, Magnoliopsida, Malvales, Malvaceae. Gene Ontology annotation, molecular function: protein binding.
AUGGAUCGAUUCCUUCAAGUUUAUCUCGGCUUCCUCUCACCAUUUUGUAAGUCAUUUUUGUCACUUCUGGGGAACCGUCUUAGUGGUCCGAUUCCUGGUGAAAUUGGUGUUAUUUCUACACUUGAAGGACUGGUCUUGGAAGAUAAUCUGCUCGGUGGAUCUCUACCUUCCAGCCUCGGAAAUUUGGGCCGCUUGAGUAGACUUUAUCUUUCUUCGAACAAUUUUACCGGCAGAAUACCGAAAUCAUUCGGCAGUUUGAAGAACUUAACUGAUUUCCGAAUAGAUGGAAGUAGUCUGUCUGGGAAGAUACCUGAUUUCAUAGGGAAUUGGACUAAACUUACAAGACUGGACAUGCAAGGCACAUCAAUGGAAGGACCGAUUCCUUCAACGAUAUCCGAGUUAAAGAGCUUAACUGAUUUGUGA